Messenger RNA from Pipistrellus kuhlii (Kuhl's pipistrelle), 6812 nucleotides. It is a transcript of the gene ZFYVE16, whose product is annotated as zinc finger FYVE-type containing 16. Lineage: Eukaryota; Metazoa; Chordata; Mammalia; Chiroptera; Vespertilionidae. The record is from RefSeq and is a predicted model, not a curated record. Gene Ontology annotation, molecular function: metal ion binding. Gene Ontology annotation, biological process: protein targeting to lysosome; endosomal transport. The transcript has 18 exons. Bases 175 to 4788 code for a protein of 1537 amino acids. Gene Ontology annotation, cellular component: early endosome membrane.
CGGGCGCUCCCUCCCGGGUCGGGGAAAGUAACCUGGAGCCGACGUCGCACCCUCCCGGGACUCCGGCCCGGCGGCUCCUCGCUCCAGGGCGGCGUCGCAUCGAGUGCCCGGGGAGCAUCGCCGGGGCGCGGGGAGGUAUACAAGAAUUAAAUUCUGAAUAAGUCUACAAGUAGGAUGGACAGUUAUUUUAAAGCAGCAGUCAGUGACUUGGACAAACUCCUUGAUGAUUUUGAACAGAAUCCAGAUGAACAAGAUUAUCUCCAGGAUGCACAAAAUGCAUAUGAUUCUAACCGCUGUUCAGUUUCUUCAGAGUUGGCUUCCUCACAGUUAACUUCACUGUUACCAAAGGAUCAGCAAUGCAUUAAUUGUGGUGUCUCAUCAGAAACAUGCUAUGAAACAAAUCAGAUUUCACCGAACGAAAAAACAGAUGAGGGACUAACUUCUAUACAAAAUGAGAAAAACGUAACAGGACUUGAUCUCCUUUCCUCUGUGGAUGGUGGCACUUCAGAUGAAAUCCAGCCUUUAUAUAUGGGACGAUGUAGUAAACCUGUCUGUGAUCUGAUAAGUGACACGGGUAACUUAGUUCAUGUAACUAAUAAUGAAGAAUAUAUUAAAAAAUUAUUGCCAGAUGAUUUUAAGUCCAGUGCAGAUUCUUUGAUUGGAUUGGAUUUAUCUUCAGUGUCAGAAACUCCUUAUGUUUCAUCCACAGACCAUGGUAAUAAUGCUGUUGGAGAAGAACAAAAUUAUGUCAACUCUGAAUUACAAAAUAGAGAAAUCAGUGGCACUAAUGAAUUGCAUACAAACACAGAUACAACUCUUUCAGAUUCAUGUAAUUAUAGUGGAAAAGAAAAUUUAAAGGAUAUAAAGAUCCCUAAUCAUUUAGAACCAGUUGAUGAUUUGAACAUGCCAUAUGCCUUGAUUCAACAAAGUUCCAAAAUGUCUGACGCCAAAGACAACCUACAACACAAGAACCAGCCAUGUGAGUUAGUAAAAGAGGAUGGCUGUGUGGUAAAAGAGGAGGUACAUGUGGCGGUCAUCGCUGCCACAGAAUGUUUAAAAGAAAGAGGCAGCCCAAAAGCUUUGCCUUGCAGUCUUCCAAAAAAUGAAAGUUUAUCCUUAAAUAAUUCGAAUUUAAGAGAUGAAAGUUUCAAAUUACCUGACUUCUUUCAAGAAGAUAGGACUGCUAUAUUUAUAAAACAAUCUGCAAAAGAAGACUCAAAUUUAGGUCUUAAAGAUAAUACAGAUGUAAUCCAAGAUUCUUCAGCUUUACAUGUUUCAAGUGAAGAUAUAUAUUCCUCAUUGUCCUCUCUUCCAGUACCUGGGUCUUUGUGUGGAUCAUUGAUUGAAAGUAAAACACAUGGUGAUUGUUUACAUCAGGAUGAGCAUAAAGAUAAUACACAAGAACCAGUAGCUGUGCAUGAAGAAAUAGAGAAGAGUGUUAUUCUGGAUGGGGAAACAUUGAAGGAGACUGAUCUUUUGAAACAAGAAAAAUGUAAAAACAUACUUCCUCAACCAUUAAUUGAAAAGAUAGGAGAUGAAGAGGAAGAUCCUGACCAGAAGGAAAUCAGAGUUGACUCUUUGGAUUACUCUAAUAACACCAAUUCUUCUACAGCAGAAUCUCAAAUGGAGCUUUUGGGUGCAAAUGCCCCAGAGUCUUCCAGUCAUUGUGAAGGUCUCACUUUUUUAAGCAAUGAUAUUGAUGGACAAGACCUAGGUUACUUUAAUAUUGAUGAAGGCGUAAAAGGUGGCACACUAGUCAGUGAUGCUGAACUUGACGCCUUUCUAACUGAACAGUAUCUUCAGACAAGGAACAUAAAGUCGUUUGAAGAAACUGUAAGUGACUCAAAAUCUCAAAUGAAUGAGAUAGAUUUGAAAAGCCCAGAUGAUGGAAAUGUCAGUAAUAUGUACUUCAAUGCUGAAGCAGGAGCUACUGGGGAAAGUCCUGAUGAAACAGUUGAUGAACAAAAUACAACAGAAAUUAGUAGCCUUUCUUUAGGGGAAAAAAGUACAAUUCCAAUUGAACAAGCAUUAGUUAGCAGUAAAUCUGAAAUUACUAGUGAAUUGUCAGUCUCUGAUUUUAACAGUCAAUCUGUUUAUGUUGGAGGGGCCAGACCUAAGCAAUUUAGCAUUUCAUCAAGAACAAGGAGUUCAAAAGAACCAAAUAAGACAGGUGUUCCAACUGUGCCUGAAAGUGAACCCAGCAUAACCAUUGCUCCAACAACUUGCACUACAAAUUCUAUAACUGAUCCUCAGGCUAGUUUUAACUCUAAUUACAUUGAUAUAGAAAGUAAUUUUGAAAGUGGAUCCAGUCUUGUAACUGCAAAUGAAGAAUCUCUACCUGUAAAUACUUGCAAAGAAGGCUUGGUUUUGGGCCAGAAACAGCCGACGUGGGUUCCUGAUUCAGAAGCUCCAAACUGUAUGAACUGCCAAGUCAAAUUUACCUUCACAAAACGGCGACACCACUGCCGGGCAUGUGGGAAGGUAUUUUGUGGUGUUUGUUGUAAUAGGAAGUGUAAACUGCAGUAUCUAGAAAAGGAAGCAAGAGUCUGUGUGGUCUGCUUUGAAACCAUUAGCAAAGCUCAGGCAUUUGAAAGGAUGAUGAGCCCAACUGGUUCUAAUCUUAAAUCUAAUCAUUCUGAUGAAUGUGCCACCAUCCAGCCUCUGCAGGAGACCCAGACAUCAAGUGUACCUUCUUCACCUACAACCUUACCAAUCUCAGCCCUUAAACAUCCAAGUGUUGAAGGAUUAUGUUCCAAAGAACAGAAGAGAGUAUGGUUUGCAGAUGGUAUAUUGCCCAAUGGUGAAGUUGCAGAUACAGCGAAAUUAUCAUCUGGAAGUAAAAGAUGUUCUGAAGACUUAAGUCCUCUCUUACCAGACCUGCCCUUGACGGUAAACACAGUGGAUCACGCCUAUUCUGCUACAUUGGAAAAACCAAACAAUGAAAUAGGAGAUAUUACAAGAAAUGAGAUAAUUCAGAGUCCUAUUUCUGAGGUUUCAUCUGUGGAAAAACUGCCCAUAAGCACAGAAACUGAGGGGUUACCUACUUCUGGAUCUUUUACACUAGAUGAUGAUGUUUUUGCAGGAACUGAAGAACCAUCUAGUCCAACAGCUGGUGUUUUAGUGAACAGCAAUUUACCUGUUACUAAUACUUCAGAUUAUAGGUUACUAUGUGGUAUUGACAAGAAUGUGGGCAAUAAGAUUAGUCUUCUACCUAGUGAUGAGGACAGCUUGCCCCCUCUUCUGGUUACAUCUGAAGAAAAGGAAUUAGUGCCUGUAGUGGAAGAACACCCAUCUCAUGAGCAGAUCAUUUUGCUUCUUGAAGACAAAGCUUUUCACCCUGUUACAUUUGUCCUAAAUGCUAAUCUACUUGUGAAUGUCAAGUUAGUAUUUUAUUCCUCAGACAAAUAUUGGUACUUCUCAACCAAUGGAUUGCAUGGCUUGGGACAGGCAGAAAUUAUUAUUCUAUUGUUAUGUUUGCCAAAUGAAGAUACUAUCCCUAAGGACAUCUUCAGACUAUUUAUCUCCAUAUAUAAGGAUGCUCUAAAAGGAAAAUACAUAGAAAACUUGGACAAUAUUACCUUUACUGAGAGUUUUCUCGGUAGCAAGGACCAUGGAGGAUUCCUAUUUAUUACACCCACUUUUCAGAAACUUGAUGAUCUCCCCUUACCAAGUAAUCCUUUUCUUUGUGGAAUUCUUAUCCAGAAGCUAGAGAUUCCCUGGGCAAAGGUUUUCCCUAUGCGUUUAAUGCUGAGAUUGGGUGCAGAAUAUAAAGCAUAUCCUGCUCCUCUAACAAGUAUCAGAGGCCGAAAACCUCUUUUUGGAGAGAUAGGACACACUAUAAUGAACUUACUUGUUGACCUUCGAAAUUUCCAGUAUACCUUGCAUAAUAUAGAUCAGCUAUUGAUUCACAUGGAAAUGGGGAAGAGCUGCAUAAAAAUACCUCGGAAAAAAUACAAUGAUGUAAUGAAAGUGAUAAAUUCUUCUAAUGAGCAUGUCAUUAGCAUUGGAGCUAGUUUUAGUACAGAAGCAGAUUCUCAUCUAGUCUGUGUACAGAAUAAUGGAGUUUAUCAGACACAGGCCAACAGUGCCACUGGCCACCCUAGAAAAGUGACAGGUGCAAGUUUUGUAGUAUUCAAUGGAGCUCUAAAAUCAUCUUCAGGAUUUCUUGCUAAGUCCAGCAUAGUUGAAGAUGGCUUAAUGGUGCAAAUAACUCCAGAGACCAUGGAUGGCUUGCGGCUAGCUCUACGAGAACAAAAAGAUUUUAAAAUUACAUGUGGGAAAGUUGAUGCCAUAGACCUGAGAGAAUAUGUGGACAUUUGCUGGGUAGAUCCUGAAGAAAAAGGAAACAAAGGUAUUAUUAGUUCUGUGGAUGGAAUGUCAUUACAAGGAUUUCCAAGUGAGAAAAUAAAACUGGAAACAGAUUUUGAAACUGAUGAGAAGAUUGUAAAGUGUACUGAGGUGUUCUACUUUCUAAAGGACCAGGAUGUGUCUAUUUCAGCAACUCGUUACCAGUUUGCAAAAGAAAUAGCCAUGGCGUGUAGUACUGCACUGUGCCCUCACCUGAAAACUUUAAAGAGCAAUGGGAUGAACAAAAUUGGCCUCCGAGUGUCCAUCGACACUGAUAUGGUUGAAUUUCAGGCAGGAUCCGAAGGCCGACUUCUUCCUCAGCAUUAUCUAAAUGAUCUUGAUAGUGCUCUAAUACCUGUGAUCCAUGGGGGAACCUCCAACUCUACUAGUUUACCAUUAGAAAUAGAAUUAGUAUUUUUCAUUAUAGAAAAUCUUUUUUAGUGAAAAGAUAUUAGUGAAUCAUAGUAUUUAUAUUGCAACUGAUUUGUUAAAACUAACUCCAGCACUAAACCUAAAAUGCCAUGAACACUAAAAGUAAAUAUGUUUAAUGUUUGAAACACAUAGAAAUUUUGCUUUAUAGGCAGGAAUGAUUUUUUAAAAAUCAUUAGCACAAUUUCAAUCUCUAAAAACUUAUGCGAUCCAGUUUUUGAAGAUUUACACUUAAUAAAAAUACUAAAAAGACAAGGAUUGCUUCUGUCUUCAAGAAAUUUGUAGCAUUUAUUGUGUUGUUUAAAUGCUAUGCCAAGGUAUCUGCACUUAGUAAUACCUCUUUAUGCCAAGAUCAGUUUUAAUGAAGGCUCUUUUUCAGAUGUAACCUUAUAAAGCGAAAUAUCUCUUCUGUAUAUGGCAGUGAGAUUACUGGUUUCUAAAGUCUGUUAAAAAUAUACUUCAAUGGCGCAGACCAGUUUCCAUAUUAGACUUAAUAUGAUGUUCUUUGAAUAAGGCAGACAACUUAUUUGUAUAAUUGGAGUGGAGCCCUACCUCCAUGACUAGAUAAACUCUUGAUUGUUUGGAUUAAAAUCAGAAUUUUCCCUUUUUCUUCUCAAAUUAUUCCAUAUAUGGUUUUCUCUUGAUUAAAUGGGUAUUCUUAAAAUAACUGUGGGUGCUUCACGAUUCUGUGCUUCUAUAUUUAAGUAUAUUGUUUUUAUAGUGAGAACAUGUCAUUUGGUAUGUGUUUUAUAAAUCUUUAAUAAUUUAUAAAUAGGCAAUAUUUUUGUAUUGCACUAUAUUAUUUUUUCUCUUUUCUUUCCAAAGUAUACCACUAUAUUUGCCACUUAUAUAAAAAGUGAUUGACGACAGGCCAGAUGACCCUUGAAAUAGUCAUUAUGUAGCAAUAAAAUGAAGCAUGAAACAAAUUUUUAUUAUUUUGACUUUAAACCUUAGAAGUUUCUUGGCAAGUCUACAUAUUUUCAUUGACACUGAUGUAUUUAUUAUAAACUUCAAUGAACUAAUUACUUUUGCAUAUUUUAAAUUCUUUAUAUGGUAGUUAUUUUUUAUAACCGAAUAUUAACAUAAGUUAAAUUCUAUGUAUUUAAAACUAUUACAGAACUUUCCUCUUUACUUCAAAAAGCAAAAUAAGAAAUGUUGUGUUAAAAAAAAGUUAUGAGUAUAUUUUUAGUUAGUACUGUCAUUUAAGUUAUAUAAAAUAUAAUCAUAUUUUGAUGCUUUUUUUUAUUCUUAAGUGAAAUAUAUAUGUUUUUGUAUAAAAAUCUUGUAUAUCUCAAGAAAAAGAAAUUACACUAAAGAGCCCUCUUUUAAAAAAGAUAUUUAGGAAGUAUCUCAACUUGAAGACCAAAAACAGUUAUAACUCAGGAACUGAGAGGUCUUAGGUUAGGAGAGGCUAAGAAUUUUAAUCAGAUUGGCCAUAUGGUUCCUACUAAAUCACAUCUGUAGUACUAGCCAAAGGCGGUAUAGAGGAGAAUAUCAGUCUUUUGGAAGUAGCUACUUCAAAAACAGUGUGAAAUGUUGCAAAUAUUAAAUAAAAUGAUAACAUAUAACUUGUGAAAUUAAUUGCAAUAGCAUAAGGUAAAAGCAAUGACAUAUUAAACUCAAUUUGUUUUCUUUAUAUUGUGUUUAUUUUGCAAUAUAAAUUAUUGCACAAUCUAAAUAUAAAAUAAACAAAUAGUAGAGGGCUCUUCCAUAAUGAUUUGUUUUUUGAAAAAAACUACAUUUCAUAAUAAUUGGAAUUAUGUGCUUUUGGAGGCAUCUUUUAAAGUAUUCUUUGAAAUCCUAGCUGGUUUGGCCCAGUGGAUAGAGCGUCAGUCUGUGGACCAGAGUCCCAGGUUAGAUUCCAGUCAAGGGCACAUACCGUGGCUGCAAGCUCCUCCUGGAGCCCGGGUCCUGGUCGGGGCUCCUGCGGGUGGUAGCCAAUCGUUGUGUAUCUCUCACAUCGAUGUUUCUGUCUUCCCCUUUCCCUUUUACUCUCUCUAAAAAUCAGUGGGAAAAUAUCUUCGGGUGAGGCUAAA